Messenger RNA from Colletotrichum orchidophilum, 1632 nucleotides. Its product is annotated as cytochrome P450. Bases 1 to 1632 code for a protein of 543 amino acids. The record is from RefSeq and is a predicted model, not a curated record. NCBI's taxonomy places the organism in Eukaryota, Fungi, Ascomycota, Sordariomycetes, Glomerellales, Glomerellaceae. Gene Ontology annotation, molecular function: monooxygenase activity; oxidoreductase activity, acting on paired donors, with incorporation or reduction of molecular oxygen; heme binding. The transcript is spliced from 4 exons.
AUGGAGAGCUUUGCCCUGAUCCUACUUUACCUUGGCAUCCUGGUGGUGCCUGGCUUUCUCUUCUCUUCAUUCCGGCGUUUUACAGGAUGGUCCACAAAAGCCUUCACGGGUGGCAAGACAUCCAAAACUCUUGCAAAGUUCCUUGGUCCCAAGCAAUAUCCCAUCAUUGGCCGUGUCCAUGAUUUGCCCAGGUUUGCCAUGUGGCUCAAGCUCAAAGAAUGGGCGGACGAGUUUGGGCCAAUAUACCAAACCAGCAUGCUUGGUCAGAAGUUUGUGAUUAUUUCUGACGAGGGCAUGGCUCAAGAUCUUCUCAUCAAAGAUGGCAACAAGUUUGCUGGAAGACCCCAGAUCAGGGCGCUUAUUGACCACAAAUUGGGCCCGGCAUACUCUGCAUUGAUGGACCGCCACGACACUUGGAAGUACCAAAGAAAAUGGGUUCAUGCGGCUAUGGCGGCUGCUCAUCAACACCACUUCUAUGGACACAUCGAGAACGAGGUUAAGCGCUGGCUGGUGACCCUCAUUCUUGACCCAGAGAAGUUCCACGGAAACACCCGCGAGCUGACAGGCCGCAUCAUCAGCCGCCUAGCUUGGGAUGAUUCAACACAAGGCCGAGCAUACGGCGACAGUGCUAUUGAAACACUGACAAGGAUGUCCAUCUCUGGUCCCAUCGUCAACACCGUGACACCAUUGUGGCACAUUGCAGAUCUCGUCCGUUACAAUCCUUGGCGCAAAUAUGAAGUCAAUCGAGAGAAGAAUCAGCGCGCUUGGUGGUUGAAGACGUUCCGGCUGGCCAAGGCAAGAUACCUCAGAGGUGACUUGCCGUCGGACACGUGGACCUACCGGUACUUUGACCAGCUGCAGAAGAGUGGAAACGAGACCCUCAAGCAGGACGAAAAGGACGAAGACUUUGCGGCCUGCAUGCUUGGCUUCCAGUGCCUUGUUGGUGUGGUCACCAUCUCUGGGCCCAUGCAGUUCUUCUUGAUGUGCAUGGCGCUUCAUCCCGUGUGGUUGAAGAAGUGCCAAGAGGAGAUUGACCGGGUCUGUGGUGACAGAAUGCCGAACCGUGAUGACUUUGCCGAACUCCCAACCGUCAGAGCUUGCUUGAAAGAAACCCUUCGGUGGAGAUCCGGCGUACCUCUCGGGGUUCCCCAUCAAUGCGAGCAGGAUUCCGAGUUCCAGGGGGUGAAGAUUGAAAAAGGCACCAUCAUCCUUGCCUGCGAAUGGAAUAUCAACCGUGUCCCAGAAAAGUACCCUGACCCAGAACACUACCGCCCGGAUCGCUACUUGGAUCCCAGCUUCCCCACGUAUCAGGAGCCGCUCAGCCGGUACCCGAACUUCCGCGAGGGAAUGGGCAUGCAUACGUUUGGCUGGGGUCGACGGACUUGUAUGGGUCAGAACCUGGUAGACGACGAGAUGUUUGUCGCCGGAGCAAGCGUAUGCUGGGCUUUCGACAUGAGCCUCAAGAAAUGCCCCGCCACCGGCGAGGAUGUGACAUUUGACACGCAGGCCACGAAUUCCAACGUGAUUCUAGAGCCUUUGCCAUUCCCCAUGCAGUUCAAGGUCAGAAGUCCUGAAAGAGCUAAGGAUGUCUUCGAGGGGUACAAUGCCGUCAGAGAUACCUUGAAAGUCUGA